GUGCCUCGCCGGCAGUCUCUGUUCACGUGAGCCAAGCGAGCCCGAGGCAGAACCUGGCCUGAGGUGGUUGUUCUGUCUUCCCAGGAAGAAGCAUUUUGGCAUCAGCUACCUGGGCCGGGAGAAGAUGGCUCCUGAGACCUAUAUCCCCCUGACGUCAGAGGGGGAUCUGAGCUCGGCCUUCGCUAGCGCCUCCCAGCCCUACCUCCAGCUGCGCGUGGACGUCAGACCUUUGGAGGAGAGUCCCCUCUUGGAAGACUGGGAUAUCAUUAGUCCCAAGGACGUCAUUGGCACUGACCUGCUGCCAGUGGAGAAGCGCUCUCUGACGGCCGUGGCCCUGCCUUUCACUCAGUCCAUCCUCUCACAGGUGGGUCGGACACUCUCCAAGGUCCAGCAGGUACUGAGCUGGUCCUAUGGGGAAGACCUCAAGCCCUUUAAACCCCCACUCAGUGAUGCCGAGUUUCACACCUACCUGAACCGUGAGGGCCAGCUGUGCCGGCCUGAAGAGCUACGCCUGCGCAUUUACCACGGAGGAGUGGAGCCUUCCCUCCGCAAGGUGGUGUGGAGGUACCUGCUCAAUGUGUACCCGGAUGGGCUGACGGGCCAGGAGCGGAUGGACUAUAUGAAACGGAAGACACUCGAAUACAACCAGCUGAAGAGUGAGUGGCAGCAGCGUGCCAGCGCCGAGGACCUGGAGUUCAUCCGCAGCAACGUGCUGAAGGACGUCCUGCGAACGGACCGCGCCCAUCCCUACUACGCGGGGCCCGAGGACAACCCCCACCUCCUGGCCCUCCACGACCUGCUCACCACGUACGCCGUCACCCACCCCCAGAUCUCCUACUGCCAGGGCAUGAGCGACAUCGCCUCCCCCAUCCUGGCGGUCAUGGACAAUGAGGGCCACGCCUUCAUCUGCUUCUGUGGCAUCAUGAAGCGCCUGGAGGCCAACUUCCGCCUGGACGGCGAGGCGAUGUCUGUCAAGUUCUCCCACCUGAAGCUCCUGCUCCAGUAUUCAGACCCCGAAUUCUACAGCUACCUCCUCUCCACUGGGGCCGACGACCUCUUCUUCUGCUAUCGCUGGCUGUUGCUCGAGCUCAAGCGGGAAUUUGCCUUCGAAGACGCUCUGAGGAUGCUGGAGGUGACGUGGAGCUCUUUGCCCCCAGACCCACCAGAGAAAGAGGUGGAGCUCGUGGGCUUUCCUGCUCCAGCCAGAGAUGGCGAGCAGCCUGUUCGCCAGAGGCACAUGCUGCGGCCCACAUACUACGGCCUGGACGAAGCCGGAGACAAAGCGCUGCACCCGAGGGGAGACAAGAAGGAGGAGAGCCUCGCUGCGGAGGAGAGCAGGGAGCCAGCCUCUAGGGAGAAGCCCCUAGCCAGGCAGGCCAGCGUCGAGGACCAUCGGCCUUACCAGGCUCCGGCCCUACAGGCUGGGGAGGAGGUGCAGUGGGGCAUCCCUUCGCAGCUCCUGGGCCAGUUGGCCAUGGAAGAGGGAGCCACGAGGGCUGGUGUGCUGGUCCCACUGGCGCUACCCCUUCAUAUGACCAAGUCCUUUUCAGCGCCGUCCCUGAGACCUUCGAUCCCUCCUUCCUCCCCAUCAGCAGCCCAGUCCCCGUCGUCCCCAGAGCCCGUCCAGGCAGGGGAGGAGAGCAGCGACAAGGGGGGCUCCCUGGGGAAAAGCCUGUCGUCCCCCUGCUCGGCCACGCUUCUGCCACUGCCCCCCAUCCCCCCACCGCCACCAGCCGGGGCUGUCGUGAGCCUCCCGCCACCCCAGGAGUUUGGCCGGGGGAAUCCCUUCAUGCUUUUUUUGUGUUUGGCCAUCCUGCUCGAGCACCGGGACCAUAUCAUGAAGCGCAGUAUGGACUACAAUGAGCUAGCCAUGCACUUCGACCGCCUGGUGCGGAGGCAUCACCUCGGGAAGGUCCUCCACCGGGCUAAGACACUGUUCGCCGACUACCUGCAGUCUGAGGUGUGGGACUCCGAGGAAGGCGACGAGGCCGCGGCAGACUCUCCGCCUGCUGCCGCCUCUGCCGGCGCGGCGGCCACCACUACCCCCACCGCCUCCUGACCCCAGGAACCUGCCCUGCUCCCUCCUUCCCUUCCUCUCUCCCCAUCCUGUCUGUGCCAGCUGCUGCCAAGAAAGGGGAUCCUGGGUGAAACAGACCACUGGCUACCUCCCUCUGCCUCUGCCUUCCCCUCAUCUGCCUGCCUGCCUGCCUGCCUGCC
Messenger RNA from Gracilinanus agilis (Agile Gracile Mouse Opossum), 2217 nucleotides. It is a transcript of the gene TBC1D25, whose product is annotated as TBC1 domain family member 25. The transcript is spliced from 4 exons. NCBI's taxonomy places the organism in Eukaryota, Metazoa, Chordata, Mammalia, Didelphimorphia, Didelphidae. Gene Ontology annotation, molecular function: GTPase activator activity. The record is from RefSeq and is a predicted model, not a curated record. The coding region runs from base 125 to 2059 and encodes 644 amino acids. Gene Ontology annotation, cellular component: autophagosome. Gene Ontology annotation, biological process: regulation of autophagosome maturation; activation of GTPase activity.